AUGGUGGGGGUCAAUUUCAUCCACGAUACGGCAGCUCUGCUUGACCUGUUUGCUGAACCGACGUCUGAAGGUCAUUUGGAGGUCAUCCAGAGGUCAAAUCCUUCUUUUAAUCUCUCGGCCGAUUUCUUAGCUAGGAACGGGUCUCGAAUCAGUGGACCUUCAUACCAUGGGCCUAUCAUUUUACGAAAUCACAUUCAACUAUUCAGCAUUUUCACCGUAAGGAAUGACCUUAGAUUUGACCAACAGGGUCAUUCUCCAGGUCAAACAGAGACCAAGACUUAUUACUUAGAUAGCUAUAAGAAGGAACAUUGUGAAUCGAAAUUUUUUGUGUCUGCUCCCAGGGCACCUCCACGUGGUGACGGAAAAGAUGCUGCACCAGCUCUUUCUCUACACGGUCGAACGAAAUCUGGAAAAGCAGAAACUACACCAGCCCCAGGAGAUUACGAUCCACAAAAAGCAGAAAAAAUUAUUCUUGACCACUCCCCGAAAUAUUCUUUUGGAGUUAAGACUUACGUAGAAAAAACCAGUGCCACUCCUGCACCAGGAGCUUAUUUCCCUGAAAUAGUGAAACUCGAUAAGGCUCCUCAAUACAGUUUCGGUCUCCGAACGCCUAUCGAGAAACCAAACGACACACCAGCGCCUGGAGCUUAUUCUCCAGAAAAAGUAAAGCUAGAUAAAUCACCACAAUUUUGUUUUGGACUUAGGACACAAAACGACAAAUCGAACGAUAUUCCAGCACCUGGAACUUAUAGUCCUGAAAAAUUCAACCUACAUGCAGGACCAGAGUACAGUCUAUAUAGAAAAGGUUCUUCAGAAAACCCUAAUGAAAAUCCUGCGCCUGGAACUUACAGCCCCGAAAAGUUCAACGCACACACAGGACCAAAAUACAGUCUAUAUGGAAAAGGUCCUACAGAAAAACCUAAUGAAAAUCCUGCGCCUGGAACUUACAGCCCCGAAAAGUUCAACCCACAUGAAGGACCAAAAUACAGUCUAUAUGGAAAAGGUCCUACAGAAAAACCUAAUGAAAAUCCUGCGCCUGGAUCCUACAGCCCCGAAAAAUUCAACCCACAUGCAGGACCAGAAUACAGUCUAUAUGGAAAAGGUCCUACAGAAAAACCUCAUGAAAAUCCUGCGCCUGGAACCUACAGCCCCGAAAAAUUCAACCCACGUGCAGGACCAGAAUACAGUCUAUAUGGAACAGGUCCUUCUGAGAAACCAAAUCAAAAUCCUGCGCCUGGAACCUACAGCCGCGAACAAUUCAACCCACAUAAAGGUCCAGAAUACAGUCUAUGUGGAAAAGGUCCUUCAGAAAAACCCAAUCAAAAUCCUGCACCCGGAACUUACAGCCCCGAAAAGUUUAACCCACAUUCAGGACCAGAAUACAGUCUACAUGGAAAAGGUGUUUUAGAAAAACCAAACGAUAUUCCAGCUCCUGGUACUUAUAAUCCUGAGAAAGUAAACUUUACACGUUCACGGGAGUAUACUUUCGGUAUUCGUGCAGAUAUUACGAAGCCAAGUGAUACACCAGUUCCUGGAGUCUAUUUUCCGAAAAAAGUAAACUUGGAAAAAAAUAUUCAGUAUAGUUUCGGAAUGAAAGUUGACAAUCAAAAAAAAGAAUCCUUGCCAGGCCCAGGGCAUUACUCUCCGGAAAAAGCGAUGAUCAUUCUCGAAAAGGCGUUCCACUUCAGUUUUGGAUUGAGACCACCCAUGGAAAGAUUAAGCGAUAUUCCUGCGCCUAACGUAUAUAAUAUUCCGCCUGCGCUUUGUGCAUCUAAAGAGGGUAACAAAAAAACAGCUCCAGCUUACUCAAUUUCGGGGAGGCAAAAGGUCUUCACUGACGAUAGGUUUCUUGUACCAGGACCGGGAGCCUACGAAGCGAUAAAACCAGACGCUGUUAGGGCAAAAAGCCCUGCUUACAGCAUUAGUUCCAGGUUUCAAUUACCCGACGAUCAAUCUCAAACACCCGGCCCUGGAGCACAUUGUCCUGAAAAGGUUCAUUUGGAUUACCCACCAGCACAUACCUUUGGAAUCCGACACUCGCCAUAUGUUUGCAAUCUAAAAGACGCUGUUUAUUAGCUACGGAUUUUCAUCUUCACGCAUCCAAAUUUACAAAAUCAAGCAAACUACAUUGUUGUUAGCAACCUUAACAUUUUUAAGCAGCAACCCAGCUCUUUGUGAAAAAGAAUACUAAACUUGACCUCUUUUGCAAUUCAAUCAAUUGCAACUUUUAAUCGCAUAUCAAAAGCUGGAACAAUAGUCUAGCCUUGAACAAUACCUUCGUUUUUCAGCACGAACAUUUUUCCAACAAGGAUUUAUAUUAUUUGUUUACAAUUCGAAUUUCUUUUAUUUUCCUAUGCCAGUUAAAUUAUGAAAAAUAACUGUAUGUAUGCACAUUAACAGAAAUAAAGAAUUAUUUAGUCAUCAAUUAU
Molecule: messenger RNA, 2429 nt
Organism: Belonocnema kinseyi
Lineage: Eukaryota; Metazoa; Arthropoda; Insecta; Hymenoptera; Cynipidae
Exons: 17
Coding region: 1-2076 (691 amino acids)
Cellular component (GO): cytoskeleton
Source: RefSeq, a predicted model, not a curated record